AUGACGCUUUCCGCUCCCGCCAUCUCCGCGCCGGCGCUCCUCCGCACGCUGGCGCUCGCGCCGAGAGUCACGGCGCUUUCUCUGGAUGCGAACGCCGUCGAUUUCUACGACGACGAGUUCCUGUCUCGCCUGCUCUCCGCGCGCCCUCACCUCACCCGCCUCAGCAUCGCCCCUCCCCGUUUCACCGGAACUCCCAACUUUCAAUUAGGCACGAAAUCUCUCGAGAAUUUCUUACGCAUCGCGUCGUCGCGCCUGCAAGAGCUCUCGCUGCGCGAGUGUCUCGGCCACACGACGAAGCUUCCUGCUUCAGUCGCGUCGCUUUCGUCGCUGCGCGUGUUCCGCCUGUCCUCCAAGGUUCUCCGCUCGCUGCCCGACGAGAUGUGCCAGCUGCCUGCCCUGCAGGAACUUUACCUAAACUGCCCGUUGCUGCGGCAGCUGCCCGAAACUUUCGGCCGUCUAACGAGGCUGGAGCACCUUUCGUUCACGGACUGCAAGGAAAUGCGGCGCCUGCCGGAUUCGCUCGGCGAUCUCUCCUCGCUCACCUCUCUCCACGUCGACGGCUCGUGGCAGGUCGAUCGCUUCCCGCCUCGCGUUGACGCGCUGCAGCAGAUGCGGCGACUGGAGCUGCGAAACUUCACCGGCGCGUCGUUACCAGAGGCAUGCGAAAAAUGGGAGAAAAUCGAGCAAAUCACUCUGGUUUCGUGCUCCAACAUGCUCGCUUUCCAGCUCGCGUCCGUGCACGCGCUCACGCGUCUCACCAUCAGCGGCGCCUGCGGGAAUCUCAGAUCUCUCCCACCCAACCUGCCCUUGGCGUCCGCAUUGCGCCAUCUGAGGAUCAACUAUCUCAACUCCGAGAUACCCCUCGAGCCGCUAAGCCAGCUCGUAUCUCUGGAGCGGCUCGAGGUCUUCGCCGUCGACCGCUUGGAGCGCUUUCCCGAGGCGCUCUUUGCGCUGCCGUCGCUGGCGUACGUGAAUUUGAGCAACAUCUACUCCUCCGCCCUCCUGCCGUCCGACCUGGGUCACCUCACCAACCUGCGCUCGCUCUCCCUCCGCGGCACCUGGUUCUGCUUCCCGCGCUCCCUCUCCCGCCUCGCCCCGUGCCUGCGAUCCCUGAAACUGGACUACAGCGGCAACAGCAGCCCGGAUACUGCAAUCCACCGCGCGCUCACGUCCUUUCUCACGGAUCUCACCUCUCUCACGGACCUCCACCUCCACAACAUACACCUUCCCUCCUCCUCGCCUGCCUGUGCGCGCCUGCCCGCCCUCCGCACGCUACGCAUAGAGUGCGACAGCGGUUUCUCCACCGACGUGUCGCUUCCGGAAAACCUGGGCCAGCUGGCAGCCUUGGAGUGGCUGGAGCUGAGAGGCUGCUUCUUGCAAGAUGGGCUUCCGCAGUCCUUCUGUGACUUAAGCUACCUGCACCGCCUGUUCCUCAGUAGCGAAACCCUGGAGCACCUACCCGGGGCAAUUUCGAAGCUGUCGCGCCUAGAAGAGCUCACUCUUGACAGGUGCUACAGGCUGGAGUCCCUACCCCCAGGGUUUGGCGGCCUGCGAGCGCUGAAGAAGCUGAGUGUUCGGGGUGGGUUGAGGAACAGGAACUCUCUGCCUGACACUCUGGGCAGCUUAUCCUCGCUUGAGGAGGUCUCCUUGGCAUAUUGCCCUCACGCUCUCAGCCUGCCUCCCUCCUUCUGCCUCCUCCCUCGCCUGCGCACGCUUUCUCUUACCAGCUGUGAUGAUCUCACCACCCUUCCAUCUAACUUCGGCUCUCUAUGCUCCCUGCAGCGCCUCUCUAUCGGCUCGUGCAAAAAGUUCCACCACCUGCCCGAUUCUUUCUCCAACUUGCCCUCACUGACCCUCCUCAGCAUUUCGGACUGCCCGGAAUUUUCCUCCCUUCCUGAGACCUUUGGCCUGCUGCCCCGCCUAACCUUCAUCAAAAUUGUCGAGUGCAACUCAUUCACCCACCUCCCCAGCUCCUCCUCCCUGUCUGCGCUCCGAGUGGCCUGCUUCAGCCAUUGCAAGCACCUGCACUCCCUCCCUUCCACGCUUGGCCGGCUGCCGCGCUUUGAAGUGCUUCAGUUGAGGGAGUGUGAGGCGCUCACGUCGCUACCAGAGUCGCUCAGAGAGGCGAGGGUGCUGAGGCAUGUGGAUGUGUAUGGUAGUGGGGUGUCGGAGAAAGGGGUGGUGGAGGUGGGUGUUUGUGGGAAACAAGUGCAUGUUGUGUGGGGGAGGAUGGGAAAGGCUGAGAAUGUGGGGACGAAGGGCAAGCGGAGGAAAAGGAGAUGA
Molecule: messenger RNA, 2283 nt
Organism: Closterium sp. Naga37s-1
Lineage: Eukaryota; Viridiplantae; Streptophyta; Zygnematophyceae; Desmidiales; Closteriaceae
Source: the annotation of a GenBank genome assembly